UACUUCAGUGUCAUCAAUUACAACAAGUAUAAAGCUGGAGAGGCAGUGGCUCAGUCCAAAAAUGCGGAGAAUACUUGUUUUAAUUGUGGGACUCAUCCUGUUGUCCCAGCUGCAUGUUGGCAUUACUUUCAAACUGGUUUGCUACUUUGCUAACUGGGCGCAGCACAGACCGGGAGUUGGCAAGUUUAUACCAGAAAACAUUCCUCCGUGCCUGUGCACCCAUCUAAUCUAUGCAUUUGCUACCAUUGGUAGUAAUCACAAGAUUACUACAAAAGAACAGAAUGAUGAAGAACUUUACAAGUCAUUCAACAACCUCAAAAAACAGAGUCCACAAUUGAAGACACUCCUGGGUAUUGGAGGAUGGAAUUUUGGUACACAAAGAUUCACCAGUAUGGUUAGCACCAAGAAGAAUCGUACAAUAUUCAUAAACUCAGCAAUUCAAUUUCUUAAGAAACAUAACUUUGACGGUUUGAAUUUAGACUGGAAGUACCCAGCAGUAAGAGGAAGUCCAGCAGAUGACAAAAAAAGGUACUCUAUUUUGCUUAUGGAAAUGAAAAAGGCUUUUCAGCGUGAAGCAAAAAGAACUAACAAUGUCAAGCUACUCAUUUCAGCAGCUGUAGCAGCCAAAAAUAAAAUUGAUGCUGGCUUUGAGAUUUCAAAAGUUGCUAAAAAUGUUGACUUUAUCAAUUUGGUUUCAUAUGGCUUCCAUGGAGCUUGGGACAGGUUUACAGGACACAGUCCUUUAUAUCGUGGCACUGCUGAUAUGGGUGCUAACGCAAAGUCUAAUGUGAUUUAUGCUGCCAAUUAUUGGAUUCGAAAUGGUUUACCAGCAAAAAAAAUGAUAAUUGGAUUUCCAACUUUUGGGCGUACUUUCACACUCAAGACUUCCAAUGGAAGUGUUGGUGCUGCAGCAACUGGUCCAGGACCCCCUGGCAGCUACACGAGAGAGGCUGGUUUCCUAGCUUAUUAUGAGGUUUGUGACUUUUUGAAAAAUGCCACAUCCAAACUGAUUAAGGACCAGAUGGUUUCAUAUGCGGUUAAGAAAAACAUAUGGCUUGGAUAUGAUAAUCUGGACAGCUUUCAGGCUAAAGCUCAGUGGCUGAAAAGGAAUAAAUAUGGAGGUGCCUUUGUGUGGACAAUAGAUCUCGAUGAUUUCCAUAAUCACUGCCAACAGGGAGUACUUCCUCUAACAACCAAAUUGAACAAAUUACUGAAAAUAAAUCCAGGCUGUAAAAUAGCAAAUUCACCUUUCAUCAAUGAAAGUAUCAAGAAUAAAAAUAAUGACAACACAGAAAUACGCAUUAAUGCGCCAUGGUGCUUCAAUAAAACAACUGGCGUCUACGUUGACCCAAAAGAUUCUACCAGAUUCUACCGCUGUGAUCAACUAACCACCCAUGAGCGCUGUGCUGAUGGAUUGGUCUUUGAUAAAAACUGCUUGUGCUGCAAUUGGCCUGAAAAUUCACCUUUCCACAAGGUGGUUACACCAAAUAAGUAAUGCACAUCACCAUCCCCCAAAGAUAUCAUGUGCCACAUCACCCCUUAAUAUAGCUAGCAAUAGUAAGGUACCAUAAGUCAUGUGCCUCCCAGCUGAAUCACAUUAUUUUGGUUGCAAGUUUGGUGCUAAAUCCUAGUUCAGCAUUUGUAAUAUUUGCUCUUAUCACUAGACUUUUCUUGAACUAUCUUGGUGUUGGAUGCCUUAAAGUUUUUCUGGGAACUUCAAUGGCUCUAUUCCUUCUCCAGCAAUUAUAAAUGGCAUCUCUGAUGACGACUUGUUCAUUGGCAGGAUGAUGCAUCAAGCAGAUAGAACUGUUAGUUCCCUGGCAUAGAUUUGUCAUUAGGUUUCUCCUCCUCCCAGCCUACUGCAUGGCUAUUCUAGUGUCAACCAACAACCAAGCAAAUACUGCAUUCCUGCAUUUUCUCCCAACUUAGAUUCCCAGAAUCUCAACAGUGUGGAAAUAGGCCCCAACAAGUCCACAGCGGCCCUCUGAAGUGCAUCCCAUCCAGACCCAUUCCCCCUUCCCUUACCCUGUAACCCUGCAUUUGCCAUGGCUAAAGCAUCUAAUCUACAGAUCACUGAACAAUACAGGCAAUUUAGCAUGGCCAAUCCACCUAACUUGCACGUCUUUAGACAGUGGGAGGGAACCGGAGCACCUGGAGGAAACCCACAUAGACACUAGGAGAAUGCACAAACCCCACAGACAGUCACCCACGGGGUGGAAUCGAACCUGGGUCCCUGGUGCUAUGAGGCAGCAGUGCUAACCACUGAGCCACAGCCUUCCAGAGAAAUGGUCCCUAAGGGCUAGUGUUUUCUGAUGCAAGCAAACACUGCAGCACAUGCUCAAAAAUCAGAAUGUAAGUAAAAUUCUAAUAUACAGAUCUAAAAAAAAGUGUUCAAUGUUGAACACUAACAUUUUUUUCCAAAUUCUACUUCUACCUCUUGAUACUUUCAGUUUAUUAGUCAUUACAAGUAAAAAUCAAGGGCAUAAAAAUGUAUCCAUUAGUUAUAGCCAUGGCACAAAUCUUAAAACGUGAUCUUUAAGUUGUUCUCCUCCCCAACUCCCUCCAAGAAGCUAGCAUAAUGUUGUCAAUUAUAUUGACUUUGGCAUUUGAAUUCUCAUUUCAGUAAGCAAUUGCUAGGAGCUCUCUGAACUUUUCUUUUAGUUACAAGUCAAAACCUUUGGAUCUGUCCAAUGCUUACUUUUGGACAGCCUAAGGAAUUAGCAGCAUUCACUUUGGAGAAGGCCUAUUCUCAAUUGUUAAAUCUUGAUCAUUAUCAAAAUCAAAUAAAAUCUCU
This is a messenger RNA of Stegostoma tigrinum, 2794 nucleotides long. RefSeq names its product acidic mammalian chitinase-like. Gene Ontology annotation, biological process: carbohydrate metabolic process; chitin catabolic process. Gene Ontology annotation, molecular function: chitinase activity; chitin binding. The transcript has 11 exons. The record is from RefSeq and is a predicted model, not a curated record. Lineage: Eukaryota; Metazoa; Chordata; Chondrichthyes; Orectolobiformes; Stegostomatidae. Gene Ontology annotation, cellular component: extracellular region. Bases 62 to 1495 code for a protein of 477 amino acids.